Peronospora matthiolae is the source of this 696-nucleotide messenger RNA. Lineage: Eukaryota; Oomycota; Peronosporomycetes; Peronosporales; Peronosporaceae. The record is from the annotation of a GenBank genome assembly.
AUGAAUAUGUUGGAUGAUGAUGAUGACCAAAGCUUUUACGCUACGCGUGACAGCUACUCCCAUUUGAGCGAUAUUGAAUGGGAUGCGGUUGAACAAAUGGGUUCAACCAUGGGCAUCCAUGCUGUUAGCGUCAUGCUAGAGGCUCUCAAUAGAGAUGCCCAACAUGCUACUAUCGUCAAGUUCAUUUUGAAUGAACUUGACGCUGAACGCGAGAAAGUAGCCUUGCUUCACCAGCAAGGUUCUCAACAAGCAGAGUUGUUGAGAGAACAGGGUGCUCAACAGUUUGAACUGUUGAGACAGCAGCAGGCUGCUGCUGGUGGGUCGAUGCAUUCGCGUCGAACCGAGACCUUGAAGAUUGACAUCUCCAAGUAUAGGGGAGUCGAAGAGGACUCCCUCUUGAGAUGGUUUGUCGAAUUAGACGACGCCAUAAGGGCGCGUCGCAUCGACGACGGGGAUAUGCAAGUUGCAUUUGCCCAAUCAAAUCUGGCAGGACGUGCCAAGGCUUGGGCUUUGGGGCUCAAGUUGCACGACCCAUAUGCGUUUGGGUCGUUAGAAGUCUUCAAGUCGCGGUUCAGACAAACGUUUGAACCGCCUAGAGCUGAGUUUAGAGCGCGAACUGAACUCUUGAAGCUCAACAGGGUAAGCGUGAUGUGCACGCUUACGCACAACAUAUACGACAUCUCACGAGUUGUAUAA